Molecule: messenger RNA, 5502 nt
Organism: Colias croceus (clouded yellow)
Lineage: Eukaryota; Metazoa; Arthropoda; Insecta; Lepidoptera; Pieridae
Gene: Sema5c
Product: semaphorin-5B
Exons: 20
Coding region: 431-3718 (1095 amino acids)
Biological process (GO): semaphorin-plexin signaling pathway; neural crest cell migration; axon guidance
Molecular function (GO): semaphorin receptor binding; chemorepellent activity
Source: RefSeq, a predicted model, not a curated record
UGUGGAGUGUGUUUCGGUACGGCUUGCCGCUUGCGAGACGCGAGUCGUUAGUUUUAUUGUUUUUUUUCGUCCUUCCAGCAAGCCACCCGUUUAUCGGUGUAUGCUUACCUGUACGGUUCAUAUUUUCAAAACUUUGGUGUUUCUCGCUAACUAGUUUACGAAUACUUCUGUUAUAAACAAAGUGAAAUCAAAGUGGACUCCAGAUGUUCGGACAAAUUGCAUAACCUCGUUUUGGAUCAACAAAUAAAUAUAUAAACAGUGCUCGGGACAAGUUUUGCUAGAGUUAAAAAAUAAAAAUAAAGUGAUGAAUUAUACAAUGGCUUAAACUGGUAAUCCAGGAGGAGAAUGGGCCGAUGUUACGCGAAUUUCGAUACAACUCGCAACUUCACCGACAUAACAUUUAUGCGUAAAUAACCGUGAAGGCAUCAAAAUGUGGCGUGGUUAUCAGCUAGUCGCUGUCCUGGGCUGCCUCGUGUUGAGCAGGGGUGAACUUCCCGAAGACGACUUCAGGAUAAUAAACAAACAAGACCUGUUGGCGUCAGAUAGCGAUAUCUUCGAAGAUAAGGAUGCCAGAUCGUUUUCGCAACUGUUGUUCGAUGUUGCAAGGGACCAGGUUAUUGUGGGUGCAAGAGACACCCUCUACCGUCUUUCCUUACGCGGCUUGCGACCACUAGAGCGCGCGUCCUGGCCAGCACCCGCAGACAAAACCAAGCUCUGCCAGGACAAAGGCCAGACGGAGGAAGACUGCCAUAACUACGUGAAAGUUCUUCUGUCGUAUGGACAUAAGCUGUUCGCUUGUGGGACUAAUGCCUUCAGUCCCCUGUGUAGCUGGCGAGAGAUCGAAUCACUAAACAUGGUCUCAGAAUGGGUAUCCGGGGUUGCGAAUUGUCCCCACAACCCCCACUCGAACGUGACCGCUAUUCUGUCGUCCAGUGGCGAAUAUUACGCAGGAACACCUACUGAUUUCACUAGUUCUGACACAGCAAUAUGCAGGAGUCGAGGGGCAUCCCCCAGAGACACAGGCAUGCUACGAACAACACAAUAUGACUUGAAUUGGCUGAACGAACCCCAAUUUGUUGGCAGUUUUGAAGAUGACCAUUUCGUUUAUUUUGUAUUUAGAGAAGUCGCAGUUGAACAUUUGAACUGCGGAAAGAUAAUCUAUUCCCGCAUCGCACGAGUAUGCAAGAACGACUCAGGCGGUCAUCUAGUGAUGAAAGACAAUUGGAGUACCUUCCUCAAGGCUCGGCUCAAAUGCUCAGUACCCGGAGAUGUGUCAUUCAACUAUGAUGAAGUGCAGAGCGUUGAGUAUUUGCCGCAGGAAAAGAUACUUGUUGCUGUGUUUACUACGCCUAUUAACAGUAUAGCCGGCAGCGCUGUAUGUAUAUACAAUAUGACAGACAUCCAAGCGGCUUUUGAGGGGCCAUACAAAGUGCAGGACUCGCCUACAUCCACCUGGGAACCGAAGUCACCAUCCAGACAGGCUAGAGAACAUUUUAGAUGUAUGCCAGAUACUAGACCAGGAAUAGAAUACCACCGAUACCACCUAAUGUACGACUCCAUCCGGCCUAUAUCAGGCGAGCCCGUAUAUAAAGCCACAUUAGAACGAUUCACGCACGUAACCGUAGAUGUUGCCAACACAAAAAAUGUGGGAAAACAACUCGUAGUGUUCGUAUCUACUGAGGAAAGCUAUAUUGUGAAGCUGGCAAUACUGCCGCGGUAUGAGGGCGCGUGUGUAGCGGAAAUAUGGAAGUUGAAAGAUGCCAUGGGUGGUUUUGAUGUACAGAGUAUGCAGUUUGUUAAGGAUACGAUGUCGCUAUACAUAGGCAGCGAUACAGCCGUGCUCCGUAUCGGCAGCGAGCGUUGUUCCCGAUACAAGACUCGAUCCAGCUGUGUAGGGGCAACCGACCCGCACUGUGGCUGGGAUGAUGCUAGGGAAGUGUGUGUGAGGUCGUCUCCACAUAUACACCAUUCGUACUUCGUGCAAAAUACGGCUACUUGUCCUACUGUGAGCACGCCCGUGGACGGUGGCUGGUCAUCGUGGUCAGAAUGGGAGCCUUGUAUGCAAGAUGGCACACCACGUGCUCCAUACGGCGAUGAUAAGCCAGAUAUGUGUAUGUGUCGUACACGCAGAUGUGAUAAUCCACGACCAGCAAAUGGUGGCCAAGUGUGCGCCGGAGCCAGUAUAGCAGUAACAAACUGUACAAUCCACGGUGGCUGGUCAGCCUGGUCGUCCUGGUCAGAAUGUUCCACCACUUGCGGUAUAGCCGUCAAGUCCAGACGCAGGACAUGUUCGUCGCCAGAACCUAAGUUUGGAGGCAGGGUGUGUGUUGGACAGGAUGUACAGGACUUGUACUGCGCUAAUCUGCCGCCUUGUCCAGACCCAGCACUGGCGCCAGUAGACGGCAGCUGGUCGCCCUGGGGCGCGUGGUCCUCUUGCACUGGCUCAGGGUGUGGAGCUGGUGCGGGCACGAGAGAACGGCGGAGAGUUUGUGCCAGUCCACCCCCUUCACAUGGGGGUGCUGAUUGUGAGGGUGCGAGAUAUGAGAGGCAGGCUUGUGAUCUGCGACCCUGUGAAGUGCGUAAAGCGACUGCGUGGACCCCCUGGGUGCAGAUGUUAGGUAAUGCAACAGAUGGCAGUUACACAGAAAAGCGAUUCAAGUUCCUGUGUAAAGCGCCCACACCGGAACAGAUAAAGCUAUCUCUAGCCCGCGAAGAAGAACGCUAUUGCAACCCCCAAGGCAUUUGCAGCAGUACCCCACCACAGGAAGGGGGUUGGGAGCCGUGGGGUCCGUGGGGGGCGUGCUCAGCGCCGUGUGGGGGUGGACAGCAACCCCGUGCACGACGGUGUCGCCGACCCCCUUGUGAAGGACCAGCUGAUAUGAUGAGGGCUUGUAACACGCAUGCGUGUAAUGGCGAAUGGUCCUGCUGGAGCGACUGGAGUGAGUGUAGCGGCAAUUGCGACAUUGGUUCCACCGGGCAUCGAACCCGCACUAGAAUGUGUUUGUCACCUGAAGGUUGCGCGGACGCAGGCGCGGCGCUCGAGAGGAGGAUAUGUGUUAAUACUUGUGCAGAUUCAGAAUCAGGUUGGGGGCCAUGGGGUCCAUGGGGCGAGUGUGAAGCGGGUGAGAGAGUUAGAAGAAGGAGCUGUGAGAGCGGCGCGUGUGUGGGCGCGCAGUUGCAGGUGGCGAGGUGUGACAAGGACAACGAUAUGGAUAACGAACUCUACGCGAUGCCGGCAUACAGUCAAGGAGUCGAAAUGGCGUCUUUCGUUACACUGCGCAAUGAUUCCCUCAGCGUGGGAGGCAUUGUUGGCUGUGUUGUCGCUGCUUUUAUUAUGGGUUGCCUAGUCUGUCUAGCAGUGGUAAUAUUCUGCCAUCGCCGAGGAUCCCUCCCGUGGAGGAAACAACCGCGAGUGCCUUCUAGCCCCCAUUAUAUAACGGCCAAACAGAAUAGCUACGUCACUGUGCCUUUGAAGGAAGUUCCUCGCAAAGCAAAACGGCAACCAUCAUUCUCAGGCAUCGGCGGAACUAGUGGUAUACUUCUAUCGAAAAGCAAUAAUAUUUCCAACGCUAAUAACCAUAAUACAGCGAUAACUACCCCCAAAUUGUACCCAAAAGCGAUCGCAAAUGAAUACGACUCUAUGGGCACGAUACGACGACAUUCCAAUCAACCGAAUAAUAAAAACAAUUUGGAUGUGGAAGAAGACAAAUUUUAUUGAACGGGGAAUUUUGUAAUGGAUUGGUCAUCUUUAUAUUUGAAACAUUUUGGCCACCUUUGUAUUGGAUACAUUUGUAUGGGUCAUCUUUGUAUUGACCGUCUUUGUAUUUUGAAACAUAUGUAACAUACACCUUUACAGGUGAAACGUGUUGACUGGUUGAGAGCUCGACGUUCUACCACAUAAUAUAAUGAUUUGACAAUUUUGUAUUUGACACCUAUUUUUGUAGGAAUUGAUUCUUUUUGUAUUAUAAAAUGUGAGCUAUGAAUUUAGUGUCAUAUAUUAUUAUCAAUUAAGUUCAAAAAGAGAAAUGAAUGUAUAUUGUAAAAUGAAGUAUUUGUACAUAUCAAAUAAUAUUUUUGAGUCUAUUAUUGUAGGCUGAUUCCUUAUUACGUUUAAAACUUAUUUUAAUAAUUGCGAACGUACUUAAAGUUAUUAAGUUUAACCUAAGUAAUUACUUACGCUUUGACGUCUAUUGGCAGCUGAACACUAUAAGAUCUAAUUUAAGUUAUUUAGGUCAAAUGGCAGUGCCAUGGGACUUAUAUAAAAUGCCUAUGUUUUUCUUUUCAUAGUAGAUUAUUUUCGGUUUUGAUCUCAGAGAGAUUUAUCCUAUUAAAUUUCUAAAUAAAAAAUUCUACUACUUUUUUGAAUUUUGUUUUUCUGUUAUCUAUGAAUUAAUACAUUUGAAUUUCUGAUACUUAUAAUGUAGUGUUUCAAAAGUAAUUUACUUUGGCUAGAUUUCUGAGAUAUCAUCUGUACAUGUAAAUUAGGCAGACAUAUUAAUCUUUGAUCCUUAUAACUAAGUUUAUAGACAUAUCAUUUAAAAUAUUCAUUGGAUUUGCUUCGUAUAAAAAGUAGCUAAUUAUUUUUAUUGUAGAAAAUUAAUUGACAAUUCGUAUUUUUCACUAAUUUCCGAUUUAAUCUAGUAUAAAAUUUUCAAUUAUCUCUUCAAGAUAUCUGUUAUUGCUGAAUUUAUUGAAUUUUAUUUUAUAUUUCCGAAUUAUAUUGUAUUUUUUAUAAUUAUCUUUAUAUUUUUUCUGCAGUAAUUUUUAGUAGCCCAGUGCCAUGGUGUAAAUGUAUAGAUAAUAUUAUAUUAAGUAUAAAGUAUAGAGAAAUAUAACAAAGCCGAUUGUGCCAUGUAUGUUAUUAUUAAUUAUUGUCCAUUAUUUAUAAGUGCCUUCUAUGUAAAAUAUUUUUCCAUUUUAAUGUAUACAAUUUUAAAUUUAAAUAUCAAUUUGUAAUAUGAAGAAAUAUAUAAAUCUAUUACGGUUAAGAAUGACGUGAAUGAUUUUUAUAAAUAAUUUUUUAUAUCAAUGAAAUAAAUAAAUAUUAAAUGCACGCUUUAAACGCUGCCUUAUCUACAAGGUCUUUCACACACGCUUAUAUAUUAUGUAUCAUAAUAUACACAGUUUCUAAAAUAUUUCAAUUUUUCGAAAAUAUUUUUCAAUUUAUGUAGAAAAAUUAAAGGCAAUUAAAAGCGAUCGGUAUUACUGUAUAGUACUAAAAAGUUGAUAAAUAAAGACAGGUUUCUUUAAAAGUGACAGGUAUUUUUGUAUGAAAUAUGCCGCACUAUAGUAAUGACUAAAAUGUUUUAUUAUAAAUAGAUAUUCUUACCACAAAACAAUUGAAAUACAGUCUAACUUAAAACCAGGGAUCUGUCACUUUAAUAGUUGUCUAAUGUCUAUGUGAUACGACAAAACCAGUUUAAAGAGAACCCGCGCUUAUAGGUAAACCCUGUCUAAAAUUUUGUGCUAAGAUUAUAUUUUCUCGUUAUGGAAGAGUCUCUU